AUAAACUUUGUAUAAAAUGACAGUCGUGUUGACAACUUGUCAUAAUUUCGUGUUGCACUUCGCCCAAGGCUCAUUCUGUAACAUUGCGCGUUGUGCUGUCUCUUUUCAACAUACUGGCUACUGAGAGAGUAAAACGAAUGGAAUGUUAAACAAUAUCAAAUAUCAGUGUAGUGAUGGAAUGUUAUUACAUGGCGUUUGUCGUCCGCGGAACUAUUUUUCAUUUCUAUGUGUCCCAAAUAAUGUUUAUUUAUAAUGUACGCGAGUUAAUUAUGUCAGUGCUGAAUUCGGCGUGAAGUUGAGCGGUGCGGGCGCAUACCGAUAUGUUCAACGUAAACAAACUAUGUCUGUUUUCUUGUCUUUGCAUUAUUGUUGUUAUUGUUCUUUAUUUUCAAACCGAAAUAGCACGUUUAGAGGAGAAUUACCGAAAACUUGAGUUCAGGCUGGUACAGAGUCACUCAGAAUCUCGCGAGUUUUUUCCGAAGAGUUUAGAAAGAAAUGACGAUGACACUGUAGUGAUAUACAACAGGGUCCCGAAGACGGGAUCCACGAGUUUCGUGGGCGUAGCGUACGAUUUGUGUAAGAAGAACAACUUCAAAGUGUUACAUAUCAACAUUACGGCCAACAGACAUAUCAUGUCUCUGAACAACCAGUACAAGUUUGCUCAGAAUGUGACGAAGUGGCACGAGGUGAAGCCAGCACUGUAUCAUGGGCAUAUGGCGUUCCUUAACUUUGAUAGGUUGGGAACCACCUCAAAGCCAAUAUUUAUUAACUUAAUAAGAAAGCCUCUCGAUAGAUUAGUAUCAUACUAUUAUUUCUUAAGGAAUGGUGAUAAUUAUAGACCGCAUCUAGUGCGGAAAAAGCAUGGGGAUAAGAUGACGUUUGACGAGUGCGUGGAGAGAGGCCAGCCGGACUGUGACCCCAACAACAUGUGGCUGCAAGUGCCCUUCUUCUGCGGACAUGCUGCUGAGUGCUGGAAACCCGGCAGUCAAUGGGCGUUAGAGCAAGCCAAACACAACUUAGUCACGCACUACCUCCUAGUAGGCAUCACGGAACAAAUGCUAGACUUUAUAACUGUCUUAGAGGCAACACUGCCCCGGUUCUUCCGGGGAGCGACGGAAUACUACCUCAACAGCAACAAGUCGCAUCUCAGACAGACCAGCUCCAAAAUAGAACCUAGCAUCCUCACCAUAGACAAAAUACAACAGUCAACCAUCUGGAAAAUGGAAAACGAACUCUACGAAUUCGCCCUAGAACAUUUCAACUUCGUCAAAAGAAAGUUGCUGGCGAAAGAGGCGAAUAACGUCGCACAAAUAUACUUUUACGAGAAAAUAAGGCCUAAAUGACUUUACUGACCGUAUGGACGUCCAAGGAGUUUGGAUGUCCUACGACCUUUUUGGAACAAAUGUUUACUUUAUUUUUAACCAGUUUCUAAGCCGGAGAGAUUUAUCAACUCGUCUAUAUUUUGUUGAAUGAUAUUUUUGUUAUCAGUUAUUUAGUGACUAAGUGAUAUUAUAGUACAGUUGCGUGCAAAAGUGUGCACUGAAUCAUCGAUUUUUAAAUACAUUUUUCUGUACGAUGAAAUAAAAAUUUCGAUGCUUUUGUGUAGAUUUUUGCACGCGAAUGUACGUUCUGCUAAAUUUAUCAUUCCAUGUGCUAGAGUAUAUUUGGAACUUGACGUUCUGUAACCAGGGAAUGUAGAUAAUAAGGCUACAACGUAAGGGUUUAUUUAUGAAAGACGUAAGACCAAUUUAAGUAUAAUUUAGAAUGGCUACAGCCCUAAAGAGUACUUAUAUUGGUAAAUUUUCUUGUGUUUUGAGUAAGCAGACAUUAUAAUUCUUUUCUAUACCUGUUGGUAUGAUUAGUUUUUAUUUUAACAAAACAAGUAUGACUUCUUUAACUAAUAUACUGCCUUUUUUAUUUUGAUUUAUUUUUUCAAUAAAGUUAUGCUCUUUUUAACAAAACAGUUCUAUGUCUGUUUACUCAAUAACACAAGUUUAGAUUAGAAUAAUUAUUAAAACGAUGUCAAGCAAGCCCCAAACUCGGCCACGCUCCAAGAAGGACAUAUUAUUAUAUUAUUCGGUACUUAAUUAUAGACCUAAUUAGAACGAAAUUUAGCCAUUAGGAAUAGUAGGCCUUAAUACUUAAUAGACAAUUUUAGACUAUGGUUCCUUUAUGAAAUAAUUAAUUCGAAUUUGUCAAUGUUAUUUUCAAUUUAAUACUGAAUUAUUGAUAUUAAUGUUGCUCAUAUUGAAUCGUAUCGAAAAGACAUUUUGAAUUCUGAAUUAAAUGAAAUUGUUAUUAAUAAAAAUGUGUUCGAGCGCUGAGAAAAUAAUGUACUCGUAAAUUGAAUUAAUUGAAACUAAUUUUCAGGAUAUUUUUUCUUCCGCAACUGACAUGAUUUAUUAUAUAUGAAAGGAUGGAAUUUAUUUUAUUUUCAGCUUUUUUUUAAUGUUAAUGCAUUUGUUUUAAAUAAUAACACUUAAUACUUAAUUAGAAAACACUAGUCAGUGUUCAUAUUUUAUAUAUUUUUUGUGCUUUUUCCAACGCUACUGACA
Messenger RNA from Trichoplusia ni (cabbage looper), 2555 nucleotides. It is a transcript of the gene Hs2st, whose product is annotated as heparin sulfate O-sulfotransferase. Bases 321 to 1343 code for a protein of 340 amino acids. Gene Ontology annotation, cellular component: membrane. NCBI's taxonomy places the organism in Eukaryota, Metazoa, Arthropoda, Insecta, Lepidoptera, Noctuidae. Gene Ontology annotation, molecular function: heparan sulfate 2-sulfotransferase activity. The transcript is spliced from 5 exons. The record is from RefSeq and is a predicted model, not a curated record.